AUGACCGAGGAAGAAAAAAGGGGAGUGCCAUCCCAAAAGGAGAAAUUCUCUGCAUUCAACACUGAUUGUCGCGCAGUCUCGGCAAACGCCAGUAGUACGCCGCAAAUUUUACGCGGCGUAAUUCGUCGAUCGUAAUUACUGUUCCAAUAUUCUGUAGGACUAUACGUAUUGUAGUACACAUAUUAUUAUAUCAUUUGAAAUUACCGUCGGAAAUAUUAUCGAACGUAUACACAAUACAAAUAGUAAUAAUUGUCGCGUGUACGUUUCGUAAAGAAUAUUUUUAUAAUUGUAUUAGAUUAGAAAGAAGAAAGAAAAUAAAAAAAAAAAAAAACCGAGUUUUAUUUGAAUAUAAUGUGUAACCGAGACGGGACGCGGGACGAUUGUAACGACACCGUAAUAAACGCGCAGUGUCGUAACGUUUUUUUUUUUUUUUUUCUGUAUUCCGUUCUCCGUUCGCAGAUAACGGAGACGACGAGACCGCCGAUAAUUGCCCGUCGAUAAUAUUAUUAAUUAUUGUUAUCGGUCGGUCGGCCGUAAGGUCGUGCCGGGCCGGCCUUUUAAAUACGGCCGGUGUCCCGAACGCCCGGACAAGUCGAUCGGCCGUCGAGAGCCGCGCGCCGUCGUCAUCGCCGAGGAUUUUCGAGGUGUUCGCGCGCCCGCACCGGACCCUCGAGCAUACAACAGGCCCCCGUACACCGUGAGUAUGUUAUAAUGAUAUUGUCGAACGCGUUUUAAUAUCGUAAUAUUAUUACAGGGACUCGCGGGAGUUUGAGUGUUUCUAUUAUUAUUUUUUUUUUUUUUUUUAUAUAUAUAUACAAUAUAUUAUUAUACAUGCAUGGCCAGAUAAAACGGGUAACACAAUAAAUGUCCGAAUAGGAAAGACUGUCUAAUUACCGAUGGGAAUUUUCGAUUUUAAAAUCGUGUUCAUUUUCGGCGAUUUUGCCCGCCGGCUACGCCACUGCGUCUGUCGAAUGUUUAGCUCUUAUUCGCGCGCGUUUGCGAUACGUAUUUCGAUAAUAUUUGAAUACUUUUUCUUUUUUUUUUUUUUUCCGCUAAAUUAAUAAUUAAAUAAUUAUUGUCUUUAUGGCCGCGGCGACAUCGUUACACGAUAUCUUAUCUGCAUGUAUACGAACCAAGGCUAGGUUUUUUUUUAAUACUCUAACAUCGUAUUUACCGAUUUUUCACCACGGCAGAAACGCGCGCACAUUUUUUUUUUUUUAAAAAUUCAUAUUUUAACGGGGCGUCUGCACGUUCUACGUCGUUUCUUAUUUUUUGAUCGCUAUAACGCAUACGUUCGUUGUCAUGUCAUUGAGUCCCCAGCGGUGUAAUUAUUAGCGUUACUUUCGGGCGAUUUUACUUCACGGCCGCGUACGUUUUUUUUUUCUUCAAUAUUUGUCCGUUCAAUUGUUGUUCUAAUAUUAGACCGGAGUCGCUGGCCGAUUUUAGCACGCGGCCGUCUUUAGGAAUCGAUUGGCGCGUCCGCUGCCGUACAGCCGCGUCUCGAAACGAAACUUCAAAUCGCUUCGUUUCGAAACCGUAAAUUUCCGGUCGUGGCAGUCUUGUUCCGGAGGCGCGUUGUAGGCGGCCGCGUUACUUAUUUUGUUUAUCCGGCGUUUUUCUCGGCGACGCCGGAAUUUAGAAAAAAAAAAAUAUAAUAAUAAAACGGAGUUUUCCUCCCAGUCGCCGGGAGCUUUUAUUCCGUCGGUUUUUUAAUUUUUUUUUUUUUUGUACGAGCGCGCCGUCACACAAUUUGCCGGUUUUGACCGUCGCGUUUUUCUGAUUUUUUUUUCUGUUUUUCGAGCCGUUGUUUCGCAUACAUUUUAUUUAUAAUAUUUUAUUUUCGACUUCGAGACGGUGUCGCCGUCUUUGAGUACACGUUUUUUUAUCUAAUUUUUCGGCACCACGUCUACGUCGUUAUUAUUUUCUUUUAAAACUCGUGUUUUGUAUUUAUUUUUUUUUUUCCAAUGAAAAUGUAAUAUAUUAUAUUGUGUGUAAUCUGUAUGGUCCAAUAGUCCAAGUGGACAUUUAAAAAACGAUAUAGACAAAUGCGCCUCUUAUUUACGCUUUUUUACAUGUACACACGGGAUAGGAUUCGAAAAUUACAAAACGUAUUUCAAAACGGGUAGCGAAACAGAAUUAUAUCAGCACGGCACGCCUAACACUUAUGACUAUGGGGCUCGGAAGUUAUUGGAGUUGCAUACUUUUCUGUGCACAUUGGAUUUAUAUAGGAGAAGACCAAGUUAGAAAUUAUUUCUAUGCAAUGAAUAGUAUAAAAAUCGAACAUUUGAAGUGCAUAUAUUGCGUAAUAAGUUGUUUUUAGAGAAAAAAAUGCAUACUCCGUCGAUUUUCAUAUAUUUUUUCUCAUAUUCGCAUAUUUAAUGUUUGCUAAACAAAAACAAAUCGAUUUUUUUUUUCCAAACAACGUAUUUCGAUAUUAAUAUAUUCAAUGUAAAACUCAAUAUUGAUUUGAACGUAAUUAUUUAUUGUUAUUUCUUAUCUUCUCAGUCUAUUAUUAAUUUAACGACAAUGGCGUGAUUAGCGUUUUAAUCUUUAUCUCUUUUGUGAAAACAAAUACAAUGCCAUUAUAUGUUUUCGAAUAGAUCAACUUUGAAUAAUUUUUUGCAUAUUUAUCACAUUUUUUCACGCACAUAUUGCCUUUUUUAACUCCUAUGACUUCCGAGCUCUACUUGGUGACUCAUAAACGUUCGUAAAUCAAAAUGUCAAACGACUAAAUAAUUUUACGUCCCGAACAGCGCAGAUAUCUGUAAUAAUAUUACAUACGUUUCUAUAUAUUCGUUCUUAAAAAUAUUUGAACGAAAACCAACGGUUCGCAUUGAUUUUUCGGAAAUGAAGCGGGAACGCUUUUCCGAUUGCCGUGUUUUGUUCGUAAUUACGAUUUAUCCAAUCGGCUACGUUAUUAUUAUACGGUUUUUUUUCGUUUUCGUCUCUUUUAAAUUUCUCUCGGGGGUUCGUCCGCGGCCUCAGUCUACCGUACCACGGAAAAGCGAUUCUUCCGGUCCCGGUGAUUUCCCGGAGGCUUUUUCCCACGUCACGACUGGUUCGGUACCGGGUUUUCCGUGUCCGGUUUCUAUCGUCUCCGUAUCCGUUCUUCGCCCGUUUUCGGAAUAUCAGCCCGUCCGGAGUGCGGGAUUUUUAACGCGAACAAAAUAUGUCGACUAAAAAUGGUCGUGUCUAUCGUUACACGUUUAGUAUACAUACGCGAUACGCUCAUAAAAGCGGGAACAAAUUUUACCGAGUCGCGAUGUUAAUCGAAACGCGACGUUAUAAUGUUAUGAUGAUAAUAAUAAUAUACGCAUAAUACGGAAAUAGGUUUGAAAAAAUAUACAUUUUUUGUCAAUUAUAAGUAUUUAUAAUGUUUUUUAUUUUUUUUAUUUUUUAUUACACUUAAAAAUUCGAGAUUUUUUUUUUUUUUGGUCUUCUUUUAUUACGAUAUUAUAAUAUAACGUUGACAUUCCGGUUUACGUUUAGUGAAAAAAAAAAAAAUAAUAAUAAUAAAAAUUUGCAAUUUUAAUUCUCCAGACGUUUUUAUACCUACGCGUCGUACAAUAUAACAUGGCAAUGUAUGUGACGCGCGCCGCUCGAAAUUAUAAUAAUACACGAUUGUAAUUAAUUGUCGCGGCAUACGACGGUGAAUUACGAUUAUAAUAUUCGAACGUCUUGUUUAUUGUAAUUUCUUUUUUUUUUUUUUUUCUAAAUUUUUAUAACGCGCUUUCGGAUAUUUCGUUUAUAAUUUAGCGGGAAUCACGAAUCGAUAUUAUCCGUUUCGGAAUAAAAUAUCGUGUAUAGAACUUUGUUUUUUUAUUUUUUUUUUGUUUUUCAUAGAUAGUCGUUCGAAUAAAACGUCGUCCGAUAUUGAACAUUUUUCGGAAAAAUAACCGCGUAGCCCGCGAUUAAAAAUGUAACGUUAGGUUUUUUCUUAUAAUAAACUCGAGGCGAAACAAAACGUUUAGGACCCGCCCGUCGUUUUUUUCUUUCCGUUUUUUCCUACAACUGAAAUCUUAUUCGACCGUAACCGUUCCGACUGCAUUCUCAUUAUACUGUCGUAUUCGCUACAAACAAAAUAUUGUCUUAGUAUUUAGCGGUUUAGUGUUCUGUAUUUUUUUUAUUCCCCCAUUUUUCGACAGCAGUUUUCAGCAUUCGUCGCUGUGAUUCAGGACGUACUACGUUGUUUUUUUCUCCGAUUAUAAUAGUAUCGAUAGCUGCGGGAGCAACGCGGCUGCACAAACGAGAAAAAACAAAAACACACGCGGCUCCCGCGGGCACACGGUUCUGUUAUUCGACCGGCCGGGUCCUCGGCGCGGAAACCAUUACGGCGAGGACGGGACGCGGCUGCCGGUCGGCCGCCACCCUCUCGCGUCGCGCGCCAACCAUCGCCGCCGCAGUAGUAGUGCCGCACGGCAACAGCAUAAUAGGCACGGUCCCCGGCGAGUCCUCGGCCUCCGCCAACGCGUUUGCCCGCCGCCGCGAAUAUAAUAACGACGUCGCGACCCUCCGGUUGCGCACAAUAACCGUAACGGUAUACGCGUGUGUACGCGCGAACGGCGGUGCGGACGCGCCGUGCCGUACGCGUCGCGGAGGGUCGACACGAUGUUGCCGAGAGAAAGGGGGAAAAAACCAAUGAGGGACAAAAAAAAAAAAAAAAAAAAUAAACGAAACGUUAUCCGCGGGGAUCGGCUCGUUUCUCCCGCUCGCGUCGUUACGACACGCUGACGCGCCGACCCCCGCGAAAAACUCCUCGGCAAACUGCGCGGCGGUCCCGCGGCAGUGUUAUUCGCGCGCGCGGUCCGCGGAGUUGCGCAACAGUCGCGGGCGGACGUGCGCGCGGCGGCGGCGGCGGCGGCGGCGGCGGUGGAGCGCGUAUCGCGCCCCGGCACAACGGUCGGGUUCCGCCGUAUUUAUUAUAUUUCGUUUGUUUAGCGCGUAAGUAAACAGCCGAAACGAUAACGGCGUGUUGUUUGUUUUUCAGUGCACACGACGCCCGGUUCACGUCCGGCAGCGGCGGCGGCGGCAUCCGCGAGACGACGGGACGCGGGCCAGGCGCGACGGACACCGCGGAGAGACGCCCCGGGAUUCCGUCUCGAUCGGCGCGGAACACACGCGGACGCCGAGAACACGUCGACGACGCCAUCGCUCGCACGACUGUGUCAUUCCAACGUGGCGGCGGACAACACGCCGGCGAGAGACGCGCCAGAGGUGAUACGAUUUUCUCGCUACAUUCUAUUACCGUGUCGCGUACGAUAGUGCCGCGCGCUUGGGCCGGAUAGGCACGCGGCGGGAGGACAGGGGCCAGGGGAGUGUCGGACGACGUCCGUUUAUUCGUAUUCACCGCGCACUCGUUUCCGGCUCGAAACGGCCGCGGCCACGUCCGUUAUACAAUUAUUAAAAUACGGCUGGUUUUUUUUUUUUUUAACCGGGCCAGAUGUCGUUUGCGCGGCGAGCGAUUCCGUAAUCAAUUGCACCGAUGACGGCGGGCGUAAUCGGCGCGCCGGAUUUCGGUGAUUUCGAAAUGAACGUCGGGCCUCGGAUACACGCGCUCGAAAUCGGGAAUCGCGGCGGUCGCCGUUCGCCGCGCGCUCCCGAAAGCCAUCGGCCGGCGUUCGCGGAACCCGCAACGCGCCCCGUCGCUGAUUUGGGCGCGCGCGAAAAACGCCGUCCGUAAUGUUAAAAACGGAACCGUGCGCGCCGUGCUACCACUCCCGGGGUCCUUAUUCCGUAGAUUUCGUCGACUCGCGACGUUAUUGCGGCAAUAAAUAACAAAACGGCGUUCGUGUCGCCCGCGGAACGAACGCGAGGGGAGACGGUCGUAAAUUCCGGACCGCCGCCGCCGCCGCCGCCGCGUAUAACAAUACGUGUGAGCGAGCGUACGUGACGGCGGUACGCAUAUUCGUGUAUACGUGUAUACGUAUAUACACGCGUACGUUUUACAACAGAAGCGCGUUCCGCGAAAACCCUUUUUGCCGCGGUUGGUGGGUGGGGGGAGGAAGGGUGAAACUUUGCCGAGGGGGCGAGACGGCCAAUCCCGGCCGCGCGCGCACACGAUAAACCGUAUCGAUCGGGACGCGCCCACCGCCGCCGUCGCCUCCGCGCGCCCGCCACCGGCUAUUAAACUAUCGCAAAAGCUUCGGCGCUGCGGGCGCAGGCGCUCCCGCCUCCGCCCCCGGCGCGACUUUGCGCCCUCGCCGAACGCCGCCGCUCUCGCGGUACACCGCGGCACAACGCGGCCGUCCGUCGUCGCAGUCGUCGCCCAGCAGCAGCGCAGCCCCGACACGCAGUCGUCGCCCGAACGCGUCACGCACGGAUCCCGGGCGACGGGGCACGUGUGCCCGUCGUCGCCGCCGCCACCGCCGCCGCCGCCGCAGUAAAGGUAACACGCGUUCACUGCCCCGUAUUGCGAUUCCCCGAGCCGUUCCUGUCGCACGCCGCCCGCCGCACCUAGCCACCCGCCCGCCCGCCAACUAUCCCGGCCCCCUCCCCCCGCUCGCCGCCCUUAUCGCGGCGUUUUCGUUUCGACCCGCGGUUUUUUUUUUUUUUUUUUUUGCUGCCCGUCCCGCACAACACCAUCGAGCCCGGGUUUUUCAAACGAUUUCGGCGUUUUGUCCGCGCACCGCUCCCUUCUCCCGGAACCAUUUUCCGUCCCCGAACGUGUUUUUUUUCCGCAGUUUCUCCCGCUGCCCGGGCGGUGCAUAAUGUACGGGUUUUUUUUCUCGUUAAUUUACUACCACGCCAACGGUCACUAUUUCAUUAUUAUUAUUAUUAUUAUUAUUAAUGCCGCGGUUUUUUUUCUCUUUUUUUUUUCCAGUGUGUUUUCCAGAUGUGUGUGCGCCGUCGAACCGCGGGCUAUUCGUGCAGACGACGUCCGCCGCCGCCGCCGCCGCACCCGUACACCGACGACCGCGGGACCGAUGGGACGCUGAAUUAUGCGUGGCAUCCUGUACGUAUACUAAAUGUAUCCUGAGUGCAUUAUAUAAACUGUCCGGUAUACCUUCUGUAUACGUAACAGGAUGCCACACCGACGUCGUGACGAUGACAUCCCGCCCCCGCAUUAUCCGCGGAUCUUCCAUUGUACAGUGACGAUGACGACUGAUGUUAGAUUAACUAGAAUACGUAUUUUAUUUGUUUGGAAAAAAAAAAAAACUAAAUUUUGUUAACAAUGUUUUAUAGCGAUAAUAGAUAAUAGAUGAACGGAAAAAAAAAAAAUACACCACGAUACUUAUACGUAAGAUUAUUAUUUUUCGUUUGCAAGCCUACUCGAAUCGCACGGUUUAUAUUUACUGGUUCCCCUCCCUCCCCCCGCUGUAUAUAGUUUUAACCGUACGAUCGCGUCUGUUGUAUACAAAACGUGUAAAAACCAAAAUAUAAAAAAAAAAAAAUUGUAUAAUUAUUGCAUUAGACAACGGGUAACCGCGCGAUUGUAACCGUCGAAAAACAAUGAAAUGAAAAAAAAAACGAUUGUAUUAUAUAAUGCUUUGAAUAAAAUGUUUGUAUGUUUGUUUUUUUUUUUUUUUUUGUGUAAAAUAUUGUCGUGCGGCGUAAUUAACCGUCGACACAAAUAUAUAAUCACAUUACAAUAAAUCGCCGUGUGCUGCAUUUUUUAUUUUUUUUUUAUGAUAUGAAAAUUGUAUAAUAAACGAAAAUUAGGCUUUUUACCGUAUUGUAUACGUAUAGUAAUUAGCUAUAAGAGUAGGCUUGCGUGUGUUUAGAAUUUAUUUAUUUAUUAAUUUUUUUUUUUUUUUGUACCGACGACACACCGAUUUCGUUGAAUUAAUAUUACAAUAUUUACGUUAAAACUACGGCGGUGGUAAAAAAAAAAAAAACGCAGCAUUGCGUGCGUGCACGUUAUACACACAUGCAGACGGCGAAUCGUUUUCGGCCUUUGGGGAGUAAUAACGAUAAAUUAUUGAAACUCGGUGACCGACGGGAAUAAAAUCGCGGGCAAACGGAGUCUGCGCUUUUUUCAUUUCAUUUUUUUUUUUUUUUUUGUACUGACUAAAACGAUAAAUUUAAUUUAUCGCGCCCGCGAGCGUACCUAAAAAACGAACGGUAUAUUUAAUUGGGGGAGGGGAGUAAGAGGUUAAAGGCUCCCACCAGCGUCAUACUGUUUCGGUUAAUAUCAGUAUCCGACAAACAUAUUCGAUUCGAUGGGGUUCGGGACGGGUUUUCGGGUAGGGCUUGUUCCCCCUUUCUCUCACCCUAACAGCUCUGUUCGCGCCGACGGUACGCCCUGUAUAAAAACUGCAGCGGUUUUCGGCCUUUCCGAGUCCGCGGCCCUUCUGAUUUCGAAGACCGAACUAGCUGCUCCCCUCACGAAUAACGAAAAAAAUAAAACCAAAUACAUUUACUGUGAUACUCUACUGUAUGUAUGCACGCACUGUUAUUAUUACUCUCGGCACGAGACCGCACGACGCCGCGCCGCACGGGUUGAAAACAACUACUCAAAAGUACAGGGUAGAGUCACCUACGGUCACUUUUUCUAUUGAUAUUCGAUUUGUCCCAUGUGUACGGUUGUUAAUCGAACCGUUUGAAUACGUUAUUAUAAUAGUCAUUACCAAUACAGAGUUACCGAUACGAUUUGAAAGCGUUAAGAACAAUGAUUUGCGGAAUGAUUUGUAUCAGUAUUAAUAUUUUGAAAUUGCGUUUUCCCCGGCCUGCACCCUAUGUUAUCUAUGUUUUUUUUUUUUUUUUUUUAAUAAUCGAACCGCGCGAUAAAUAAAUAUGAAUGUAGACGAAUACAACAAUAACCAAUAACGUGCGGGGCAAUCAAAUUACAAAAUUUUACUAUUAACGAAUAAAACACAAAUGA
Cinara cedri is the source of this 8821-nucleotide messenger RNA. The record is from the annotation of a GenBank genome assembly. Lineage: Eukaryota; Metazoa; Arthropoda; Insecta; Hemiptera; Aphididae.